AUGGAUUCUGAUGCAAGUUCCACAUGCAGUCGGUCUUCUUCACCCGAGCUGGCUGUGGACUCCAGCUUUUUCUCCAACAAAGUGUUUCAAGCUUACUGCACAGAUAGAGAAACGGGGCAGCCCAGGUCUGAAAAACCAUCACAGAACACCGGAUCCGACAGAAAGAGCCGCGCACGGGCCGAUCUCUGCAAAGACGACAUGCAAGAUCUACGACUCAAAGUGAACGGCCGUGAGCGCAAACGCAUGCAUGACCUCAACCAGGCCAUGGAUGGGCUUCGAGAGGUGAUGCCCUAUGCACAGGGCCCAUCCGUACGCAAGCUGUCCAAAAUCUCCACCCUGGUUCUCGCCAGAAACUACAUCCUGAUGCUGUCCAGCUCUCUGGAGGAGAUGAAGAAGCUAGUAGGUGAUGUUUAUGGAACCAGUGGUCAGAGUCACUCGGCUAGACGGGUUCUACCCCCAACUUCGGCUGCUCCAGCAUCCCAGUUACAGCUGCUUUCACUUGGUCCGUCUCUGCACUCUCUGGUGGGCAGCACUUCCCAGCACACCAUCAUGCCGACAUUGGGCCAAGCCCCUCAUUCUCCACCCUUGGCUGGGUAUCUGGGUUUCCCUGCUCCACCUCUUCCCACCCUGUUGAAAGACCCUCUGCAUCUCUCCAGCGGCUACAGGCAUUUUCCUGGCAUGCCUUGCCCCUGCUCCCUUUGCCAGCCUCUCCCUGCUUCCACAGCCAGCCUGCACAGCCUCUCCAUGGGGAAGUGA
This is a messenger RNA of Sinocyclocheilus anshuiensis, 756 nucleotides long. Its product is annotated as oligodendrocyte transcription factor 3-like. Gene Ontology annotation, molecular function: E-box binding; DNA-binding transcription factor activity, RNA polymerase II-specific; protein dimerization activity. Bases 1 to 756 code for a protein of 251 amino acids. The record is from RefSeq and is a predicted model, not a curated record. Gene Ontology annotation, cellular component: nucleus. Lineage: Eukaryota; Metazoa; Chordata; Actinopteri; Cypriniformes; Cyprinidae. Gene Ontology annotation, biological process: positive regulation of transcription by RNA polymerase II; axon development; sensory organ development. The transcript has a single exon.